This is a messenger RNA of Brassica napus (rape), 2186 nucleotides long. RefSeq lists its product as uncharacterized. Bases 112 to 1956 code for a protein of 614 amino acids. The record is from RefSeq and is a predicted model, not a curated record. Lineage: Eukaryota; Viridiplantae; Streptophyta; Magnoliopsida; Brassicales; Brassicaceae. The transcript is spliced from 2 exons.
AUUUAUGUAUAGCAAUAAUGGUUAAUGGAAGAGAAAACGAAUACUACAAUUAAUUAGAGAGAAAAACGUAACGUAUUGAAAAGGCGAUGAAAAGGGCGAUCUAGAAUUUCGAUGAUUCUAACUCGUUGGGAUCCUGGGAUUUUUGUGGUUUAUGAGGAUUGGAUUUGGGAAUCAUCUAUCACUCUUCGAUGGAUUGGCUUGCGAAAGUGGAAUUUGGGGAAAUCUCGACGGCUUCGAAUCUGGUUGAUCCGGAUCUCAAUUGCGUUCAUCAUCAAGGCAAGAUCGAAUCUUCUCAGAGAUAUGACGCAGGGUCAGCUUCUGAGUAACGUUGGGGAGGUGAAGAACGGUGAAGGCAUGCGCAAGAGGCUCAAAAUUUCGGUCCCUCACUUCGAUAAUUCAGCUUUGGUCAAGACUUUCUCAAAGACCUUACUGGGAAGAUGCAUGAAUCCUGAGAAACAGGAGAUGAGGACUUUGAUUUCGAACAUCCUGAAGAUAUGGAAGUUCGAAGAUAAAGUUGUUGGUACGGAUUUGGGAUUCGGGAAGUUCCAGUUUGAUUUUGAGAAGGAGGAGGAUUUGGAAGGGGUGCUCAAGCUUCAGCCCUUUCACUUUGAUUACUGGAUGCUUUCCUUGGCACGCUGGCAAUCAAAGAAAUCUCUGCUCUACCCGUCAGAGAUUCCUUUCUGGGUUCGUGUGAUUGGUGUACCGGGGGAGUUCAAAACGGUUUCUACUUUCGAGAGCAUAGGUGGUGCUAUUGGAAGGACGGUGGCUGUGGAUUUGGAUCACUCUCGUGUUCAAGUGGUGGUUGAUGCCUUCAAGGAGCUCUGUUUUGAAACUACAGUGGACUUCACAGGCGGGGAAUUCUAUGAGGGGGAGGAAGUUCCGGUCUCGCUACGCUAUGAGAAGUUGUUUGGCUAUUGUGAAGUAUGUGGCAGCCUAUGCCAUAAAGAUGACGUGUGUCCACUUGACGCGAAGAAUGGUAAGAAGAGUCCGGAGAAGAAAAGAGAAGGCAGGGAGGGAAAUGAUGCGUGGUUUGAAGGAGGAAAGCAUGAUGAUAGAGCAAGGAGUUACAAAGGAGUAGUGAUCAAUGGGAAUGUGAAUCCACAGAACAAGGAGAGGGAAGGGCGCGAGCACUACGGGAAGGGCAAGGGUAAAAUGGUGGAGGAAUCAGACUCUAAAUGGAUGAAGGUAUCAGAGAGGGGAAACAAGAGGGCAUAUACAAAUCGAGGAAGUUACAAAGGAGAGGGUGAUGUGUCUCGUCAUAGGUCUGUGAGGAGAGAAGAUAUUCGACCUAGAGAUCUGAAGGAACAAGGUAGAGAGCAACAGGGGCAAAGAGGUGGGCGUGUGGAAGUUAGAGAGGAAGGAGAGAUUAUGAGAGUAGAGGAGCAAGUUGCAAUGGUGCCUUCGCAAAAGUUUCAAGAGGAAUUGGCCAAUACGCAGGCUGAUGGAGCCGGUGUAAUCUCUGAUCCUACAGAUGCAGAGCAAGGUUUAGUAACGGUCCAGGGUCUGGUUGAGGGUCAAGGGGAGCUAGAUGAUGAGGACGUGAUGGACAUGGAUGAGAUCAAGGCACAUUUACUGGAGAAUGGAAUAGAUAUGGAUGCAGAAGAUUUUCUGGAGAACCUCUCGGAAGAAGAAGUAGAGGAGGUGCUUAAGGGUAACGAGGAGGGAGGAAAGGGUAACGAGGAGGGAAGCAAGGACCGGGAGGAGAAGGAAAUGGUACCUGUGGAGGAAGAUAAAGGUCUGGUUGGAGGAGAUGGUGAGAAAAAGCAUGGGCUACGCAAGCGUUUGUUUAAGUCCUCGUCAAGCACGGUGGGAAGCACCAAGAUGAGGGUCUUCAAUGCGUUGGCGUCUCCACGAAAGCGGGUUGGGACCAAGACUGGAACAAGACAAGGAGACAAUGGUAAGCAACUGGAGAGCAAGGGUCCUUCAAACCCGAAAAAUGGUACUCAGAAACCUUGAUUUAUGGAUCAAGCCUUUCAGUAUGGGUGUUUAAGCAAGCAGGGUUUGCUUUAUGUUCGGUUUUAUGGUUUAGUUUGUUUCUUGGUUUUAAUAAGCUUUUAUAGCAUUGCCAUUUUCUAUCUUUUAAACAUGAGUCUGUGUUUGGGUUCAGUUUUAUUGGUGUGGUUCUUGAUCAAAAUUGCUCUUGGAAGUAAGCAAUGGCUUAAUAAAAUUGGUUCGUAUUAUGGGUA